Molecule: messenger RNA, 1380 nt
Organism: Dovyalis caffra
Lineage: Eukaryota; Viridiplantae; Streptophyta; Magnoliopsida; Malpighiales; Salicaceae
Source: the annotation of a GenBank genome assembly
AUGUUUGGGUCCACAAACAGUUUCGGGCUGGAAAGGCAAACUUGGAGUGGGAGUGGGAUGGAUAAAACAUUAGCACGGAGAAAGAUGAUAAUCAAUGUGAAGGAGUCAACCAUGGUGCAGCCGGCGGAGGAGACGCCCCACGGGGGGCUGUGGAAUUCUAAUGUGGACUUGGUGGUACCAAGGUUCCACACGCCAAGUGUCUAUUUUUAUAGGCCCACAGGUGCACCAAACUUCUUUGAUGCGAAAGUGCUCAAAGAGGCUUUGAGUAAGGCCCUUGUGCCGUUCUACCCUAUGGCAGGGCGGUUACGAAGAGAUGAGGAUGGUCGCAUUGAGAUUGAUUGCAAUGCUGAGGGAGUGUUGUUUGUUGAGGCUGAGACCACGUCGGUCAUAGAUGAUUUUGGCGAUUUUGCACCCACUUUGGAGCUCAAGCAGCUUAUACCAACUGUGGAUUACUCUGGCGGGAUAUCAACUUAUGCUCUUUUGGUUUUGCAGGUGACCUAUUUCAAAUGUGGAGGAGUUUCACUCGGAGUUGGUAUGCAACACCAUGCAGCUGAUGGGUUUUCUGGUCUUCACUUUGUGAAUACAUGGUCAGAUAUGGCUCGUGGUCUUGACCUUACAAUUCCACCCUUCAUUGACAGGACCCUCCUCCGUGCCAGAGACCCACCUCAACCUGCAUUCCACCAUGUUGAGUACCAGCCUCCACCAGCCAUGAAAACCAUUCUUGAAGCCUCAAAACCAGAGACCAUGGCAGUCUCCAUUUUUAAGUUGACUAGGGCCCAGCUCAACACCCUCAAAGCCAAAGCAAAGGAAGAUGGAAACGAAAUUAGUUAUAGUUCAUACGAGAUGUUGGCGGGUCAUGUUUGGAGAUCAACAUGCAAGGCACGCGGACUUCCCGAUGAUCAAGAAACCAAGUUAUAUAUUGCGACAGACGGUCGGUCAAGAUUGCACCCUCCACUCCCACCUGGUUACUUUGGCAAUGUGAUCUUUACAACAACACCAAUUGCAGUAGCAGGUGAAAUGCAAUCAAAGCCAACAUGGUAUGCUGCAGGGAAAAUUCAUGAUGCGUUGGCUCGCAUGGACAAUGAUUAUUUAAGGUCGGCCCUGGAUUACCUAGAGCUUCAGCCUGAUUUAUCAGCCCUUGUUCGUGGUGCCCACACUUUCCGAUGCCCAAAUCUUGGGAUUACUAGCUGGGUUAGACUGCCAAUCCAUGAUGCAGACUUUGGUUGGGGCAGGCCCAUAUUUAUGGGGCCCGGUGGUAUCGCAUACGAGGGCUUGUCGUUCAUCUUACCCAGCCCAACAAAUGAUGGGAGCAUGUCAAUAGCCAUAUCCUUGCAAGCUGAACAUAUGAAACUAUUUGAGAAGUUCAUCUAUGAUAUUUAA